Branchiostoma belcheri (Belcher's lancelet) is the source of this 976-nucleotide messenger RNA. RefSeq names its product elongation of very long chain fatty acids protein 4-like. The transcript has 9 exons. Gene Ontology annotation, biological process: fatty acid elongation, monounsaturated fatty acid; very long-chain fatty acid biosynthetic process; fatty acid elongation, saturated fatty acid. Gene Ontology annotation, cellular component: endoplasmic reticulum membrane. NCBI's taxonomy places the organism in Eukaryota, Metazoa, Chordata, Leptocardii, Amphioxiformes, Branchiostomatidae. Gene Ontology annotation, molecular function: fatty acid elongase activity. The coding region runs from base 122 to 919 and encodes 265 amino acids. The record is from RefSeq and is a predicted model, not a curated record.
UGAUGGAAGUGAGACAAUCCAUGGCUACUGGCGGUCUGCAGACGAAUUUUGAGGAGAUCUAGACCAAGCGAAGCAAACGUUCCCACUCAUUCCCGAGCUUGCCUGCGGUUAUACAGCAGCGAUGACGACUGUCCUGCAUGAUGCUGCUGACUAUUACACCUGGAUGGUGGAAAAUGGAGAUCCACGCACAGAUCCAUGGUUCCUGGUGUACAGCCCCCUCCCUAUCUUUGUUCUGUUUGUCCUGUAUGUACUACUCUGUGUCUAUGGGCCAAGGGUCAUGGAGAAGAGACAACCCUUCAACCUCAAGACCAUCAUCAUUCCAUACAACUUUGCCCUAGUGGGUUUGUCUGCGUACAUGUUUUAUGAGUUUCUUGUGACAGCUUGGUUGUCUGGAUACAGCCUAAAGUGCCAACCCGUGGACUAUUCCACCAACGAUCUUCCUAUGAGGAUGGCCAGAGUAUGCUGGUGGUUUUUCUUCUCCAAGGUUAUUGAGUUGAUGGACACAGUGUUCUUCAUCAUGCGGAAGAAGUCUAACCAGGUGACAUUCCUGCAUGUGUAUCACCACUGCACCAUGAUCAUCAACUGGUGGUUAGGGGUCAAGUAUGUAGCCGGGGGACAACCCUUCUUCCUUGCCAUGUUGAAUUCUUUCAUCCACACUGUCAUGUACCUGUACUACGGCAUGGCUGCCAUCGGACCACACAUGCAGAAGUACCUGUGGUGGAAGCGGUACCUUACCUCCAUGCAGCUAAUGCAGUUUGUAGCCAUCCUGACCCACACGACCGUGAACUUCUUCUCAGACUGUGAUUUCCCACAGGGUUUCAACAUUGCUGUCAUGGCCUACAUGGUGUCACUCAUUAUUCUCUUUGGCAACUUCUAUUACCAGGAAUAUGUGAAGAGAGCCAGGCAGAAGAAGCAGUAAGCUGUGGGCAUUUCAUACUUGCAGAACUCUUUUAAACCUCAGUCCCAUCUACCAGAG